This is a messenger RNA of Heterobasidion irregulare TC 32-1, 1839 nucleotides long. RefSeq lists its product as uncharacterized. Gene Ontology annotation, cellular component: vesicle; myosin complex; cytoplasm. The transcript is spliced from 3 exons. NCBI's taxonomy places the organism in Eukaryota, Fungi, Basidiomycota, Agaricomycetes, Russulales, Bondarzewiaceae. Gene Ontology annotation, biological process: vesicle transport along actin filament; actin filament organization. The record is from RefSeq and is a predicted model, not a curated record. Gene Ontology annotation, molecular function: ATP binding; actin filament binding; microfilament motor activity. The annotation marks the transcript as partial.
AUGGCCUCCUCAUCGGCGACCCCAGCUGUGUCCUCGGGCGACCUCGUCGACCUCGUCUCCUCGUCGGGCUCCGCAACCGUCUAUCCCUCCGACGACGCCAUCCUCGCCGUCCUCCAAGCUCGCUUUCGCUCAGACCUCCCCUUCUCAAAAAUAAAUGCCUCCAACCUCGUCGCAAUCAACCCCUACAAGGCCCUCGCCACCACAAACGAGGCCAGCGCGACUGAAUACGAAGAGCGGUCCUACAAGGACACCUCGAUCGCCGUGGCUGGCUCCACCCAGGCCCUCCAGCCCCAUCUCUACGACCUCGCAGCAAAGGUCUAUCUGCUCAUGAGGCGGCGCAAUCAGCCCCAGGCCGUCGUCUUUCGCGGGAUCACUGGAGCGGGCAAAUCCUUCAGCAAGGAUCUCUUCGUCAACCAGGUCCUCAGGAUCUCUGCCCACUCGAAGCGCGAGACAAGGCUCGCAGACCAGAUCAAGGCCCUCACCCCCCUCCUUGACUCUUUCGGCAACGCGAAAACCCUCCUCAACCCCAACGCUUCGCGGCACGGCCGCUAUUUCGAGCUCCACUUCAACGAGCGCGGCCGCCUCAGCGGCGCAAAGGUCCUCACAUACGGGCUCGACAAGACGCGCCUCAACCGCCUCACCCACGAGGAGCGCACCUACCACAUCUUCUACCAGCUCCUCGCCGGCGCCACCCCAAGCGAGCGCGAUGCCCUUAAUUUGGAGGACCCUUCCGACUACGCACUUCUCGCCUCAUCCGGCUGCUACCGUCUUCCUUCCGGCCCUUUCAGCGACGACGCGAUCGCCAUGGACGACCUGCGCGUGGCCAUGCGCGCCCUGGGCUUCAAGCCGAAGCACGUCGCCUCCAUCUUCAGCCUCGUCGUCGCCAUCCUCCUCCUCGGCAACCUCCAGUUCGGCGAGGGCGAUGCACGGGACGUCUCGGCCUACGUGUCAACCCCACUCGUGCUCGAUCAAAUCGCCCGUCUGCUGGGAGUGACGUCGGAGGAUCUCGCACAGACCCUAACCAAUAAGACGAGCUACGUGCGCAAGGAGCUGUACACCGUGCUCAUGGACGCGGAGCAGAGCGCGCACCAGCGCGAUCAGUUCGUCCGCGAUCUGUAUGCCAUUCUGUUCGCCUUCGUCGUGGAGACGGCGAACCACCGGGUCGCGCCCGGCGCGCAAGACCCACCCCCCCACUCGCAGAUCGUGCUCGUCGACCAGCCCGGCUUCCAGUCGCGCGGCCCGUCGCAGACCGGGUCGAUGAUGUUCUCGGGCAGCGCGCCGCUCGUGCACGCGUACGGCCAGAACGGGUUCGACGAGUUCUGCAUCCACUUCGCGGACGAGGUGAUGCACUCGUACGUGCUGCGCAACCUGUUCGAGGACGCGGUCGGCCUCAACGGCCAGCUGACGGGCGACGGCCUGGCGCUGCCCGCGAUCACCGUGAUGGACAACUCGGCGUGCAUCGAGCUACUGCGCGGCGCCCAGCUGAGCGAGCGCGCGCACAAGAAGCCCGCCGGCAUCGGGGACAAGAUGGACGAGGACCUGGUGCAGGACUUGGUCGCCAAGUUCGGGGUGCACGCGUCGUUUGUCGUCAGCCCAAGCGUCGGCGGCGCGUCGGAGCGCAAUCUGUUCGGCAUCAACCACUACGCGGGGAGCUGCUCGUACGACACGUCCGGCUUCGUGCAGAAGGACUCGGACAUCUUGGACUCGGCCUUCGUGACCCUCUUGCGCAACUCGACCGACUCGUUCGUGUCGAAGCUGUUCUCGGGCCCCAGUCUUGCCGCGGAGAAACACUCCAAGGACGAGAACACUAUCGUUCAGGCUCAAGUAUCGUCAAGACCG